ACAGCAAGUAGAUUACUAUGUAAACUACACUACACAGAAGAUUUGACUCUGUCUUCUAGCAUGGGGACCCUCUGGCACUUACAAUACAUUUUAAUUUUGCUCUGUAUUUCGGUGCCAAGUACCACAGGGAUCAAGCAAAGACCAAGAGGUGGCGUGAAGACAUGGGAUCCUGAAACAGCUUACCUCACCAGAUGUGAUUUUAACAAUAACUCAAGGCCAUUCUGUGACUGGACUCAGCCUUGCAAUGUCAACCAGGGAGUGUGGAUACGAACCAAGCAUGACACUCCAACUCAUGGAACAGGUCCUGAUGGAGACUAUCCUGAUGGAAAUGGUUAUUUCAUCUACCAAGAAGCAAGUAAUCUGAUCCCCUUUGACACUAACAGGCUGGAGAGCCCAGACAUUGUAGUUUCUGGAAAAAUAUGCAUAGACUUCUGGUACUACAUGUUUGGAACAGAAGAGAUGAAUGAGCUGAGAGUGCUUGUCCAAAAUGGCACAAAGGAGGCUGUGGUGUGGUAUCGGAAGGGAAACCAGAGUUCCUUCUGGGAAUAUGGUGCCAUCACUCACACUUUUCCAACAGAGAGAAAGAUAAAGGUGAUUUUUGAGGCUGUCCGAGGACUGACAGAGUAUGGGGAUACAGCACUGGACAAUGUGAGAGUAAGGGAUGGACCCUGUGAAGCUGGCCCUACACCUGUACCACCAACACCUACACCAACAGAACCUACACCACUCCCAGUGACAGAAGCUAUUUGCAGUGUUCAUGGGGAUCCCCACUACAACACCUUUGACAAGCAACGUCAUGACUUCAUGGGCACCUGCACCUACACCCUCUCCAAGUUGUGUGAGAGUAACAGCUCCUUGCCCUAUUUCAAUGUGGAAGCAGCCAAUGAGCACAGGAGAGGCAACACCCGUGUGUCCUAUGUCCAGUAUGUGGACAUUGAUGUCUAUAGCUACAGGAUCAACCUUGGUCAAAAAAGAGCUGUUAAGGUCAAUGGAGUCAGCCAGGUGGUCCCUGUGACCUUGGUCCCAGGUGUUAGUAUCUACCUCAGCGGGCAGUAUGUUGUGGUUACUACUGACUUUGGGCUGCAAGUCAAGUUUGAUGGAAAUCAGAGAGCAGAAAUCACUCUUCCCAGUACCUAUAUGUCUAAAGUCUGUGGAAUGUGUGGAAAUUACAACGGGCAAAAAGCAGAUGAUUUUCUCAACCCAGAUGGAGAGAUGGAAGCAAACUCAACCAGCCUUGGCAACAGUUGGCAAGUUUACAAUGACUCCAGGUGCUCACCAGAUGAUGGCCAUACUCCAAACUGCACUGAUGAUGAAAAGCACAUGAUCCAAAGCAAUGCAUACUGUGGUCUGAUCACAGAUCCAAAUAGUCCAUUCCAGAAAUGCCACUCAGUGGUUGAUCCACAGAGUUAUUUUGAAGAUUGCCAGUAUGAUCUCUGUGAACUCCACUUGGACAAUGCAGCCCUCUGUGAAAGCCUACAGGCUUAUGCAGAUGUGUGCCAAGCUGCAGGAGUCCAGCUGCCACCAUGGAGAAAUGAAACCUUUUGCCCAUUGGCAUGUCCAGCCAACAGUCACUACGAGUCCUGUGCUGCAGCUUGUCCAGCCACCUGUGUUGACCCAACAGCUCCCGAUACCUGUAGUCUGCCAUGUGUGGAGGGCUGUGUGUGCGACAGCGGGUACCUGCUCUACAAUGACCGCUGCGUGCCCAGCCAGCAGUGCGGGUGCUGGCACAACGGGCAGCACUACCCCGUGGGCUCCGAGUUCUGGACGGACGACAGCUGCUCCUCCAAGUGUGUGUGUCCCGCACGGGGAAGCAAAGUCCAGUGCUUCAAUGCCUCCUGCCCUGUGGGCCAGUACUGCGGGGUGCAGAACGGGAAACCCGUGUGCCUCGAACACUCCUACGGCAUCUGCCACGUCCACAGCGACCCCCACUACAAAACCUUUGACAAGGUGACACACAGCUUCAUGGGCAACUGCACCUACACCCUGGCCAAAGUGUGCUCCAACACCAGCUCCCUGCCCUACUUCAACGUGGAGGCCAAGAACGAGCACAGGGGCAACACCCGAGUGUCCUACGUGCGUGAAGUCACGGUGGAGGUGUACGGACAGCGCAUCGUCAUGGUCAAGCAGCAGACGAGCCACGUGCUGGUGAACAACGUGCGGCAGACGUUGCCCGUGAGCGCAGCGGGAGGGGCCGUCACGGUGAGCAAGAGCGGCCGCUACAUCGUCCUGGAGACAGACUUCAACCUCAGAGUGUCCUACGACGCUGACCACUCGGUGGAGGUGAAGGUGCCCACCACCUACUUCAACCUGACCUGUGGCAUGUGUGGCAAUUUCAACAACCGCAGAGACGACGAGUACAUGAUGCCCAACGGGCAGCAAGCUGCAGACUCCAAUGCGCUGGGACAGAGCUGGCAGGUGCCAGACAGUGACCCCUCCUGCGGUGUUCCAGUCCCCUCCCCACCCUGCAGUGCAGAAGAUGAGCAGCUCUACCGCUCCGACCAGUUCUGUGGCAUACUGACCACCAGGCCUAGCUCUUUUGACAGUUGCCACAGCGUGAUCAACCCCCAGGACUACUUUGACACCUGCCUGUAUGACCUGUGUGCCCUGAAUGGUGGCCAGGAGUUCCUGUGUGCUGCUCUGGAGGCCUAUGCUGACGCGUGCCAGGCAGCUGGUGUGACUCUUCUUCCCUGGAGAAAUGCCACCUUCUGCCCUCUGCAGUGUCCCCCCAACAGCUACUAUGACCCUUGCAUGACCGGCUGUCCUGCCACCUGUGUUGACCAACAUGCUCCUCAGAACUGCUCCAAGCCUUGUGUGGAGGGCUGUGCAUGUAGCUCUGGCUUCCUCCUCAGCGGAGACACCUGUGUGCCCGAGGCCAACUGCGGCUGCCUCUUUGAGGGCAACUACUAUACUGAAGGCGAAUCCUUCGUCAAUGAGAACUGCACUCGCCGGUGCCGCUGUGAAGCCAAAGGCCAGAUGGUUUGCUCUGCCCUGUCCUGUGGCGAGGACGAGGUCUGCAAGAUCCAGGAUGGCCAGAGGGGCUGUUACCCAGCCAGCACUGCCAUCUGCCACAUCUACGGUGACCCACACUACAGCACCUUCGAUGGCAAGCUCCACCACUUCCAGGGCUCCUGCAACUACACAGUGGUGACAGGCUGUGACAACUCCUCCAUUGGCUUCAGUGUCACCACCCGCAACGAACAUCGCGGCAGCCAGAGCUGGACAGCUCUGGACUCUGUGGCACUGUCCCUCGAAGGCCUCCACAUUGCUCUGCGCAAGCACAAGGCAGUCUACAUCAACGGUGCUCUGGUCUCCCUGCCUGCUUCUCCUGCCCCUGGUGUGAGCAUUUCCCUGAGCGGCUCCUACGUGAGGGUUUCUACCAAGCUGGGCCUGCAGCUGCAGUUCAAUGGGGACCAUGAGCUCCUAGUGAAGGUGUCUGAGAAAUACAAGGGCAAACUCUGUGGGCUCUGUGGGACGUACACUGGGAGCCAGCAGGACGACUUCAUGCGACCCGAUGGGGUGGUUGUACCCGACUUCAACGACUUUGGAGCCAGCUGGAGGGUGCCAGAUGCUGAGUGGCCGUGUGACCCAGACAUCAGCCCGCCUGCGUCCUGCUCCCCUGCUGAAGAGGAGGCAGCUAACAAGCAGUGCUCAAUCCUCACACAGCUCGGUGGCCCGUUCCAGCCGUGCCAUGCAGUUCUGCCACCCGAGACAUACUUUGAGAGCUGUGUCUAUGACCAGUGUGCCACGGCUGGCAGCACGGAGCAGCUCUGCAAUGACCUGGGGGCCUACGCUGCGGCCUGUGCUGAGGCGGGCGUUGAUCUGGGAGACUGGAGUGCUGGCACUGUCUGUGCUCCUACAGCCUCACCCCCGUCGCCAGGCACUACAACGCGGCCUCCACAUACGACAACAUCACCGUCAACUGGGACAAGCACAGCUCCACCAACAGACUGUAAUUUUGCCUGCACAUUCGAGAAGGACUUCUGUGAGUGGGUCCAGGAAGAUUACAGCAGCAUUGACUGGAUAAGGAACAAAGGCCCAACGCCCACGCCAAAUACCGGCCCGUCCUCUGAUCACACAACAGGAGAUGGCUACUACAUCUUCCUGCAAGGGGGUGAUGACGCUCUCCCUGGCUUUGUGGCUCACCUGGUCAGUCCGGUGUGCAGCUGGGAAGGAACAGUUUGCUUCCGCUUCUGGUACCACAUGUACGGAACUGCUCAAACAAUGGCCCUGGGCGUCUACGUGAAGAAGGAUGGUGAGCAAGUGCUGGUCUGGAAGAAAGCUGGGAACCAAAACGACAUGUGGCACUUGGGAGAGGUCACAGUGCACACCACAGGAAACAUGCAGAUUUUGCUGGAGGGAGAAUGGGGUGAAGAUGUGCGGAGCAACAUAGCGUUGGAUGAUAUCUCCAUUGAGAAGGGAUCCUGUGUAUCAGAUCCAUGGACACCAACACCCACGGUCCCCCUGCCAGGUACCACGACGCAGCCUGUACUCACCACCUCACCAACCGGACCCACACCGAGCUCAGGUCCACUUCCUACUACAUCCCCUACUCCACUGCCUAACAUUACAACACAGACACCAUCAACAAGACCACCUGGGGUGACCUCAGGCACCUGUGUGGUGGAAGGAGACCCUCACUACCACACAUUCGACAAGCAGUUACACCAUUUCAUGGGCACCUGCACCUACACCCUCUCCAAGCUGUGCGAGGGCAACAGCUCCCUGCCCUACUUCAAUGUGGAAGCGGCCAAUGAGCACAGGGGAGGCAACACCCGUGUGUCCUAUGUCCGAUACGUGGAUGUGGAUGUGGCUGAGCAGCGGAUAAGGCUGGGACAGGGUGGAGUGGUGACGGUCAAUGGAGUGGAAGAGAUCCUGCCUUGCAGCCCAUCCGCAGGCGUGCAGGUCUUGUCCAGCGGCUUCUACACCAUGGUCAUGACAGACUUUGGCCUGAGAGUCAAGUUUGAUGGGAAACAUCGAGUGGAGGUGACACUUCCAAGCACCUUUGGCCAGAAGGUCUGUGGCAUGUGCGGGAACUACAACGGGAUUGCAGCAGAUGACUUCCAGAACCCAGAAGGGGCAAUGGAGCCAGACUCCACCAGCCUGGGCAACAGCUGGGAGGUGUCCAACAACAGCAGCUGCUCAGCUGGACCUCUGCCCACCCCAGCCUGCAAUGAGACCGACAAACAACUCAUCGUCAGCAGCCACUUCUGUGGGCUCCUCACUGACACCAGAGGCCCAUUCCAGGUGUGCCACGCUGUGCUGAGCCCCAGCAGCUACUUUGACACCUGCUUCUAUGACCUGUGUGAGCUGGGGCUGGAUCACGAGACCCUGUGCAAGAGCUUGCAGUCCUAUGCAGAUGCCUGCCAGUCACUCGGUGUCCACAUACCUGUGUGGAGGAACACAACAUUCUGCCCAAUCGCUUGUCCGGCCAACAGUCACUACGAGUCCUGUGCUGCAGCUUGUCCAGCCACCUGUGUUGACCCAACAGCUCCCGAUACCUGUAGUCUGCCAUGCGUGGAGGGCUGUGUGUGCGACAGCGGGUACCUGCUCUACAAUGACCGCUGCGUGCCCAGCCAGCAGUGCGGGUGCUGGCACAACGGGCAGCACUACCCCGUGGGCUCCGAGUUCUGGACGGACGACAGCUGCUCCUCCAAGUGUGUGUGUCCUGCACGGGGAAGCAAAGUCCAGUGCUUCAAUGCCUCCUGCCCUGUGGGCCAGUACUGCGGGGUGCAGAACGGGAAACCCGUGUGCCUCGAACACUCCUACGGCAUCUGCCACGUCCACGGCGACCCCCACUACAAAACCUUUGACAAGGUGACGCACAACUUCAUGGGCAACUGCACCUACACCCUGGCCAAAGUGUGCUCCAACACCAGCUCCCUGCCCUACUUCAACGUGGAGGCCAAGAACGAGCACAGGGGCAACACCCGAGUGUCCUACGUGCGUGAAGUCGCGGUGGAGGUGUACGGACAGCGCAUCGUCAUGGUCAAGCAGCAGACGAGCCAUGUGCUGGUGAACAACGUGCGGCAGACGUUGCCUGUGAGCGCAGCGGGAGGGGCCGUCACGGUGAGCAAGAGCGGCCGCUACAUCGUCCUGGAGACAGACUUCAACCUCAGAGUGUCCUACGACGCUGACCACUCGGUGGAGGUGAAGGUGCCCACCACCUACUUCAACCUGACCUGUGGCAUGUGUGGCAAUUUCAACAACCGCAGAGACGACGAGUACAUGAUGCCCAACGGGCAGCAAGCUGCAGACUCCAAUGCGCUGGGACAGAGCUGGCAGGUGCCAGACAGUGACCCCUCCUGCGGUGUUCCAGUCCCCUCCCCACCCUGCAGUGCAGAAGACGAGCAGCUCUACCGCUCCGACCAGUUCUGUGGCAUACUGACCACCAGGCCUAGCUCUUUUGACAGUUGCCACGGCGUGAUCAACCCCCAGGACUACUUUGACACCUGCCUGUAUGACCUGUGUGCCCUAAAUGGUGGCCAGGAGUUCCUGUGUGCUGCUCUGGAGGCCUAUGCUGACGCGUGCCAGGCAGCUGGUGUGACUCUUCUUCCCUGGAGAAAUGCCACCUUCUGCCCUCUGCAGUGUCCCCCCAACAGCUACUAUGACCCUUGCAUGACCGGCUGUCCUGCCACCUGUGUUGACCAACAUGCUCCUCAGAACUGCUCCAAGCCUUGUGUGGAGGGCUGUGCAUGUAGCUCUGGCUUCCUCCUCAGCGGAGACACCUGUGUGCCCGAGGCCAACUGCGGCUGCCUCUUUGAGGGCAACUACUAUACUGAAGGCGAAUCCUUCGUCAAUGAGAACUGCACUCGCCGGUGCCGCUGUGAAGCCAAAGGCCAGAUGGUUUGCUCUGCCCUGUCCUGUGGCGAGGACGAGGUCUGCAAGAUCCAGGAUGGCCAGAGGGGCUGUUACCCAGCCAGCACUGCCAUCUGCCACAUCUACGGUGACCCACACUACAGCACCUUCGAUGGCAAGCUCCACCACUUCCAGGGCUCCUGCAACUACACAGUGGUGACAGGCUGUGACAACUCCUCCAUUGGCUUCAGUGUCACCACCCGCAACGAACAUCGCGGCAGCCAGAGCUGGACAGCUCUGGACUCUGUGGCACUGUCCCUCGAAGGCCUCCACAUUGCUCUGCGCAAGCACAAGGCAGUCUACAUCAACGGUGCUCUGGUCUCCCUGCCUGCUUCUCCUGCCCCUGGUGUGAGCAUUUCCCUGAGCGGCUCCUACGUGAGGGUUUCUACCAAGCUGGGCCUGCAGCUGCAGUUCAAUGGGGACCAUGAGCUCCUAGUGAAGGUGUCUGAGAAAUACAAGGGCAAACUCUGUGGGCUCUGUGGGACGUACACUGGGAGCCAGCAGGACGACUUCAUGCGACCCGAUGGGGUGGUUGUACCCGACUUCAACGACUUUGGAGCCAGCUGGAGGGUGCCAGAUGCUGAGUGGCCGUGUGACCCAGACAUCAGCCCGCCUGCGUCCUGCUCCCCUGCUGAAGAGGAGGCAGCUAACAAGCAGUGCUCAAUCCUCACACAGCUCGGUGGCCCGUUCCAGCCGUGCCAUGCAGUUCUGCCACCCGAGACAUACUUUGAGAGCUGUGUCUAUGACCAGUGUGCCACGGCUGGCAGCACGGAGCAGCUCUGCAAUGACCUGGGGGCCUACGCUGCGGCCUGUGCUGAGGCGGGCGUUGAUCUGGGAGACUGGAGUGCUGGCACUGUCUGUGCUCCUACAGCCUCACCCCCGUCGCCAGGCACUACAACGCGGCCUCCACAUACGACAACAUCACCGUCAACUGGGACAAGCACAGCUCCACCAACAGACUGUAAUUUUGCCUGCACAUUCGAGAAGGACUUCUGUGAGUGGGUCCAGGAAGAUUACAGCAGCAUUGACUGGAUAAGGAACAAAGGCCCAACGCCCACGCCAAAUACCGGCCCGUCCUCUGAUCACACAACAGGAGAUGGCUACUACAUCUUCCUGCAAGGGGGUGAUGACGCUCUCCCUGGCUUUGUGGCUCACCUGGUCAGUCCGGUGUGCAGCUGGGAAGGAACAGUUUGCUUCCGCUUCUGGUACCACAUGUACGGAACUGCUCAAACAAUGGCCCUGGGCGUCUACGUGAAGAAGGAUGGUGAGCAAGUGCUGGUCUGGAAGAAAGCUGGGAACCAAAACGACAUGUGGCACUUGGGAGAGGUCACAGUGCACACCACAGGAAACAUGCAGAUUUUGCUGGAGGGAGAAUGGGGUGAAGAUGUGCGGAGCAACAUAGCGUUGGAUGAUAUCUCCAUUGAGAAGGGAUCCUGUGUAUCAGAUCCAUGGACACCAACACCCACGGUCCCCCUGCCAGGUACCACGACGCAGCCUGUACUCACCACCUCACCAACCGGACCCACACCGAGCUCAGGUCCACUUCCUACUACAUCCCCUACUCCACUGCCUAACAUUACAACACAGACACCAUCAACAAGACCACCUGGGGUGACCUCAGGCACCUGUGUGGUGGAAGGAGACCCUCACUACCACACAUUCGACAAGCAGUUACACCAUUUCAUGGGCACCUGCACCUACACCCUCUCCAAGCUGUGCGAGGGCAACAGCUCCCUGCCCUACUUCAAUGUGGAAGCGGCCAAUGAGCACAGGGGAGGCAACACCCGUGUGUCCUAUGUCCGAUACGUGGAUGUGGAUGUGGCUGAGCAGCGGAUAAGGCUGGGACAGGGUGGAGUGGUGACGGUCAAUGGAGUGGAAGAGAUCCUGCCUUGCAGCCCAUCCGCAGGCGUGCAGGUCUUGUCCAGCGGCUUCUACACCAUGGUCAUGACAGACUUUGGCCUGAGAGUCAAGUUUGAUGGGAAACAUCGAGUGGAGGUGACACUUCCAAGCACCUUUGGCCAGAAGGUCUGUGGCAUGUGUGGGAACUACAACGGGAUUGCAGCAGAUGACUUCCAGAACCCAGAAGGGGCAAUGGAGCCAGACUCCACCAGCCUGGGCAACAGCUGGGAGGUGUCCAACAACAGCAGCUGCUCAGCUGGACCUCUGCCCACCCCAGCCUGCAAUGAGACCGACAAACAACUCAUCGUCAGCAGCCACUUCUGUGGGCUCCUCACUGACACCAGAGGCCCAUUCCAGGUGUGCCACGCUGUGCUGAGCCCCAGCAGCUACUUUGACACCUGCUUCUAUGACCUGUGUGAGCUGGGGCUGGAUCACGAGACCCUGUGCAAGAGCUUGCAGUCCUAUGCAGAUGCCUGCCAGUCACUCGGUGUCCACAUACCUGUGUGGAGGAACACAACAUUCUGCCCAAUCGCUUGUCCGGCCAACAGUCACUACGAGUCCUGUGCUGCAGCUUGUCCAGCCACCUGUGUUGACCCAACAGCUCCCGAUACCUGUAGUCUGCCAUGCGUGGAGGGCUGUGUGUGCGACAGCGGGUACCUGCUCUACAAUGACCGCUGCGUGCCCAGCCAGCAGUGCGGGUGCUGGCACAACGGGCAGCACUACCCCGUGGGCUCCGAGUUCUGGACGGACGACAGCUGCUCCUCCAAGUGUGUGUGUCCUGCACGGGGAAGCAAAGUCCAGUGCUUCAAUGCCUCCUGCCCUGUGGGCCAGUACUGCGGGGUGCAGAACGGGAAACCCGUGUGCCUCGAACACUCCUACGGCAUCUGCCACGUCCACGGCGACCCCCACUACAAAACCUUUGACAAGGUGACGCACAACUUCAUGGGCAACUGCACCUACACCCUGGCCAAAGUGUGCUCCAACACCAGCUCCCUGCCCUACUUCAACGUGGAGGCCAAGAACGAGCACAGGGGCAACACCCGAGUGUCCUACGUGCGUGAAGUCGCGGUGGAGGUGUACGGACAGCGCAUCGUCAUGGUCAAGCAGCAGACGAGCCACGUGCUGGUGAACAACGUGCGGCAGACGUUGCCCGUGAGCGCAGCGGGAGGGGCCGUCACGGUGAGCAAGAGCGGCCGCUACAUCGUCCUGGAGACAGACUUCAACCUCAGAGUGUCCUACGACGCUGACCACUCGGUGGAGGUGAAGGUGCCCACCACCUACUUCAACCUGACCUGUGGCAUGUGUGGCAAUUUCAACAACCGCAGAGACGACGAGUACAUGAUGCCCAACGGGCAGCAAGCUGCAGACUCCAAUGCGCUGGGACAGAGCUGGCAGGUGCCAGACAGUGACCCCUCCUGCGGUGUUCCAGUCCCCUCCCCACCCUGCAGUGCAGAAGACGAGCAGCUCUACCGCUCCGACCAGUUCUGUGGCAUACUGACCACCAGGCCUAGCUCUUUUGACAGUUGCCACGGCGUGAUCAACCCCCAGGACUACUUUGACACCUGCCUGUAUGACCUGUGUGCCCUGAAUGGUGGUCAGGAGUUCCUGUGUGCUGCUCUGGAGGCCUAUGCUGACGCGUGCCAGGCAGCUGGUGUGACUCUUCUUCCCUGGAGAAAUGCCACCUUCUGCCCUCUGCAGUGUCCCCCCAACAGCUACUAUGACCCUUGCAUGACCGGCUGUCCUGCCACCUGUGUUGACCAACAUGCUCCUCAGAACUGCUCCAAGCCUUGUGUGGAGGGCUGUGCAUGUAGCUCUGGCUUCCUCCUCAGCGGAGACACCUGUGUGCCCGAGGCCAACUGCGGCUGCCUCUUUGAGGGCAACUACUAUACUGAAGGCGAAUCCUUCGUCAAUGAGAACUGCACUCGCCGGUGCCGCUGUGAAGCCAAAGGCCAGAUGGUUUGCUCUGCCCUGUCCUGUGGCGAGGACGAGGUCUGCAAGAUCCAGGAUGGCCAGAGGGGCUGUUACCCAGCCAGCACUGCCAUCUGCCACAUCUACGGUGACCCACACUACAGCACCUUCGAUGGCAAGCUCCACCACUUCCAGGGCUCCUGCAACUACACAGUGGUGACAGGCUGUGACAACUCCUCCAUUGGCUUCAGUGUCACCACCCGCAACGAACAUCGCGGCAGCCAGAGCUGGACAGCUCUGGACUCUGUGGCACUGUCCCUCGAAGGCCUCCACAUUGCUCUGCGCAAGCACAAGGCAGUCUACAUCAACGGUGCUCUGGUCUCCCUGCCUGCUUCUCCUGCCCCUGGUGUGAGCAUUUCCCUGAGCGGCUCCUACGUGAGGGUUUCUACCAAGCUGGGCCUGCAGCUGCAGUUCAAUGGGGACCAUGAGCUCCUAGUGAAGGUGUCUGAGAAAUACAAGGGCAAACUCUGUGGGCUCUGUGGGACGUACACUGGGAGCCAGCAGGACGACUUCAUGCGACCCGAUGGGGUGGUUGUACCCGACUUCAACGACUUUGGAGCCAGCUGGAGGGUGCCAGAUGCUGAGUGGCCGUGUGACCCAGACAUCAGCCCGCCUGCGUCCUGCUCCCCUGCUGAAGAGGAGGCAGCUAACAAGCAGUGCUCAAUCCUCACACAGCUCGGUGGCCCGUUCCAGCCGUGCCAUGCAGUUCUGCCACCCGAGACAUACUUUGAGAGCUGUGUCUAUGACCAGUGUGCCACGGCUGGCAGCACGGAGCAGCUCUGCAAUGACCUGGGGGCCUACGCUGCAGCCUGUGCUGAGGCGGGCGUUGAUCUGGGAGACUGGAGUGCUGGCACUGUCUGUGCUCCUACAGCCUCACCCCCGUCGCCAGGCACUACAACGCGGCCUCCACAUACGACAACAUCACCGUCAACUGGGACAAGCACAGCUCCACCAACAGACUGUAAUUUUGCCUGCACAUUCGAGAAGGACUUCUGUGAGUGGGUCCAGGAAGAUUACAGCAGCAUUGACUGGAUAAGGAACAAAGGCCCAACGCCCACGCCAAAUACCGGCCCGUCCUCUGAUCACACAACAGGAGAUGGCUACUACAUCUUCCUGCAAGGGGGUGAUGACGCUCUCCCUGACUUUGUGGCUCACCUGGUCAGUCCGGUGUGCAGCUGGGAAGGAACAGUUUGCUUCCGCUUCUGGUACCACAUGUACGGAACUGCUCAAACAAUGGCCCUGGGCGUCUACGUGAAGAAGGAUGGUGAGCAAGUGCUGGUCUGGAAGAAAGCUGGGAACCAAAACGACAUGUGGCACUUGGGAGAGGUCACAGUGCACACCACAGGAAACAUGCAGGUACAGAAGUGCCUUGCUUACUGCUGUCACCCAGCUAAGCUGGUGGCAGAGCACUUGAGUGGGACAGCUCUGCCUGAGAUGACGCACUUCAAUCCCUGUCCUGGAUCCAUGGACACCAACACCCACGGUCCCCCUGCCAGGUACCACGACGCAGCCUGUACUCACCACCUCACCAACCGGACCCACACCGAGCUCAGCUCUGUUGCUAGCGGUCCACUUCCUACUACAUCCCCUACUCCACUGCCUAACAUUACAACACAGACACCAUCAACAAGACCACCUGGGGUGACCUCAGGCACCUGUGUGGUGGAAGGAGACCCUCACUACCACACAUUCGACAAGCAGUUACACCAUUUCAUGGGCACCUGCACCUACACCCUCUCCAAGCUGUGCGAGGGCAACAGCUCCCUGCCCUACUUCAAUGUGGAAGCGGCCAAUGAGCACAGGGGAGGCAACACCCGUGUGUCCUAUGUCCGAUACGUGGAUGUGGAUGUGGCUGAGCAGCGGAUAAGGCUGGGACAGGGUGGAGUGGUGACGGUCAAUGGAGUGGAAGAGAUCCUGCCUUGCAGCCCAUCCGCAGGCGUGCAGGUCUUGUCCAGCGGCUUCUACACCAUGGUCAUGACAGACUUUGGCCUGAGAGUCAAGUUUGAUGGGAAACAUCGAGUGGAGGUGACACUUCCAAGCACCUUUGGCCAGAAGGUCUGUGGCAUGUGCGGGAACUACAACGGGAUUGCAGCAGAUGACUUCCAGAACCCAGAAGGGGCAAUGGAGCCAGACUCCACCAGCCUGGGCAACAGCUGGGAGGUGUCCAACAACAGCAGCUGCUCAGCUGGACCUCUGCCCACCCCAGCCUGCAAUGAGACCGACAAACAACUCAUCGUCAGCAGCCACUUCUGUGGGCUCCUCACUGACACCAGAGGCCCAUUCCAGGUGUGCCACGCUGUGCUGAGCCCCAGCAGCUACUUUGACACCUGCUUCUAUGACCUGUGUGAGCUGGGGCUGGAUCACGAGACCCUGUGCAAGAGCUUGCAGUCCUAUGCAGAUGCCUGCCAGUCACUCGGUGUCCACAUACCUGUGUGGAGGAACACAACAUUCUGCCCAAUCGCUUGUCCGGCCAACAGUCACUACGAGUCCUGUGCUGCAGCUUGUCCAGCCACCUGUGUUGACCCAACAGCUCCCGAUACCUGUAGUCUGCCAUGCGUGGAGGGCUGUGUGUGCGACAGCGGGUACCUGCUCUACAAUGACCGCUGCGUGCCCAGCCAGCAGUGCGGGUGCUGGCACAACGGGCAGCACUACCCCGUGGGCUCCGAGUUCUGGACGGACGACAGCUGCUCCUCCAAGUGUGUGUGUCCUGCACGGGGAAGCAAAGUCCAGUGCUUCAAUGCCUCCUGCCCUGUGGGCCAGUACUGCGGGGUGCAGAACGGGAAACCCGUGUGCCUCGAACACUCCUACGGCAUCUGCCACGUCCACAGCGACCCCCACUACAAAACCUUUGACAAGGUGACACACAGCUUCAUGGGCAACUGCACCUACACCCUGGCCAAAGUGUGCUCCAACACCAGCUCCCUGCCCUACUUCAACGUGGAGGCCAAGAACGAGCACAGGGGCAACACCCGAGUGUCCUACGUGCGUGAAGUCGCGGUGGAGGUGUACGGACAGCGCAUCGUCAUGGUCAAGCAGCAGACGAGCCACGUGCUGGUGAACAACGUGCGGCAGACGUUGCCUGUGAGCGCAGCGGGAGGGGCCGUCACGGUGAGCAAGAGCGGCCGCUACAUCGUCCUGGAGACAGACUUCAACCUCAGAGUGUCCUACGACGCUGACCACUCGGUGGAGGUGAAGGUGCCCACCACCUACUUCAACCUGACCUGUGGCAUGUGUGGCAACUUCAACAACCGAAGAGACGAUGAGUACAUGAUGCCCAACGGGCAGCAAGCUGCGGACUCCAAUGCGCUGGGACAGAGCUGGCAGGUGCCAGACAGUGACCCCUCCUGCGGUGUUCCAGUCCCCUCCCCACCCUGCAGUGCAGAAGACGAGCAGCUCUACCGCUCCGACCAGUUCUGUGGCAUACUGACCACCAGGCCUAGCUCUUUUGACAGUUGCCACGGCGUGAUCAACCCCCAGGACUACUUUGACACCUGCCUGUAUGACCUGUGUGCCCUGAAUGGUGGUCAGGAGUUCCUGUGUGCUGCUCUGGAGGCCUAUGCUGACGCGUGCCAGGCAGCUGGUGUGACUCUUCUUCCCUGGAGAAAUGCCACCUUCUGCCCUCUGCAGUGUCCUCCCAACAGCUACUAUGACCCUUGCAUGACCGGCUGUCCUGCCACCUGUGUUGACCAACAUGCCCCUCAGAACUGCUCCAAGCCUUGUGUGGAGGGCUGUGCAUGUAGCUCUGGCUUCCUCCUCAGCGGAGACACCUGUGUGCCCGAGGCCAACUGCGGCUGCCUCUUUGAGGGCAACUACUAUACUGAAGGCGAAUCCUUCGUCAAUGAGAACUGCACUCGCCGGUGCCGCUGUGAAGCCAAAGGCCAGAUGGUUUGCUCUGCCCUGUCCUGUGGCGAGGACGAGGUCUGCAAGAUCCAGGAUGGCCAGAGGGGCUGUUACCCAGCCAGCACUGCCAUCUGCCACAUCUACGGUGACCCACACUACAGCACCUUCGAUGGCAAGCUCCACCACUUCCAGGGCUCCUGCAACUACACAGUGGUGACAGGCUGUGACAACUCCUCCAUUGGCUUCAGUGUCACCACCCGCAACGAACAUCGCGGCAGCCAGAGCUGGACAGCUCUGGACUCUGUGGCACUGUCCCUCGAAGGCCUCCACAUUGCUCUGCGCAAGCACAAGGCAGUCUACAUCAACGGUGCUCUGGUCUCCCUGCCUGCUUCUCCUGCCCCUGGUGUGAGCAUUUCCCUGAGCGGCUCCUACGUGAGGGUUUCUACCAAGCUGGGCCUGCAGCUGCAGUUCAAUGGGGACCAUGAGCUCCUAGUGAAGGUGUCUGAGAAAUACAAGGGCAAACUCUGUGGGCUCUGUGGGACGUACACUGGGAGCCAGCAGGACGACUUCAUGCGACCCGAUGGGGUGGUUGUACCCGACUUCAACGACUUUGGAGCCAGCUGGAGGGUGCCAGAUGCUGAGUGGCCGUGUGACCCAGACAUCAGCCCGCCUGCGUCCUGCUCCCCUGCUGAAGAGGAGGCAGCUAACAAGCAGUGCUCAAUCCUCACACAGCUCGGUGGCCCAUUCCAGCCGUGCCAUGCAGUUCUGCCACCCGAGACAUACUUUGAGAGCUGUGUCUAUGACCAGUGUGCCACGGCUGGCAGCACGGAGCAGCUCUGCAAUGACCUGGGGGCCUACGCUGCGGCCUGUGCUGAGGCGGGCGUUGAUCUGGGAGACUGGAGUGCUGGCACUGUCUGUGCUCCUACAGCCUCACCCCCGUCGCCAGGCACUACAACGCGGCCUCCACAUACGACAACAUCACCGUCAACUGGGACAAGCACAGAUCGUGCUUCCUGCAGCGCCUCUGGGGACCCACAUUACAACACUUUUGACCACAAAGUCCAUAAUUUCAUGGGAAAUUGCACUUACACCCUCUCCAAAGUGUGCACUGUCUCUGAGAGUCUUCCAUACUUUGAUGUGUCCACAACAAAUGAGCACAGAGGAGCCAACACCAAAGUCUCCUAUGUGAAGUCAGUGCACGUGGAAGUCUAUGACAAUCAGAUUUCUCUGCUGAAAAACAAGAAAGUGAAUGUGAAUGGUUACAGAAUGAACUUGCCUGUAUUUAUUGAAAAGAAGAUCAGUAUUCAAAGCAGUGGUGGAUAUGUUCUCUUGGAAACUGACUUUGGACUGUGGGUGAGAUAUGAUGGAAAUCAUUAUGCAGAAGUCUCUGUGCCCUCUAAUUACAGUGGUCUGCUCUGUGGCCUCUGUGGUAAUUAUAAUGGUGAUCCCAAUGAUGACAAUAUCAAGCCCAAUGGUGACAUUGCAAGUGGUUCCACUGAUCUUGGAGAAAGCUGGCAGGUGCCUGAAAAUAACACCAUAUGCUCCAGUGGUGGGACGGAAGAGCAAUGUGAUCCUGUGUUGGAGAGUGAAGCAAAGAAAAACACAGCAUGUGGCAUGAUCACAGACCCAACAGGAAUCUUCAAGGACUGUCACUCCAAGGUGCCUCCACAGAAUUUCUUUGAAAACUGUGUUUAUGACAUGUGUUUCACUGGGGGACAGGCAACCUCCUUAUGCUAUGGACUGCAGGCCUAUGCUGAGUCAUGUGUCAAUGCUGAGAUAUGCAUAGAAUGGAGGAAUGCUACUCUUUGCCCAAUGUCAUGUCCUGGAGGCAGCAUCUACAAGAGUUGUGGUACUAGGUGUCCUUCUACCUGUUUGAACAUCUCAUCAGCUGAUUCCUGCAGUUCUUUGCCAGUGGAAGGUUGCUUCUGUAAGGAAGGCUAUGUUUUGAGUGGAGACAAAUGUGUGCCAGAAAGCAACUGUGGUUGUGUUGAUGAAAAAAACCAGUAUCACCAGCUGAAUGAAAGCUGGUUCACCCGUUACCCCUGCACUGAGCGCUGCACCUGCAAGGCCAAUAACACCAUAGAGUGCAAAUCCUGGGAGUGUGGAGCCCAGGAGGAGUGCAGUAUUCAGGAUGGUGUGCUGGGCUGCCAUUCCAAUGGUCAAGCAACAUGUCAAGUGGUAGGAGAUCCCCAUUAUUUCACUUUUGAUGGAAUGAAGUACACUUUUGUGGGAACCUGCACCUACACUUUGGUUGAGGUUGUCAACACUGCCACCAAUGUCAUUCCUAUAACCAUACUUGGCAAGAAUGAAGACAGGGGACUAAGAGGGGCCACAUACCUGAAAGAAGUCUACGUAGAUGUGCAUGGUAUACGAAUCACCCUUCAGAAAAACCAAGGAAUCCUGCUGAACAACGAGAGAGUCUACACUCCAGUGCAGAACCGACUGCCAGGCAUGUCCAUUGGAAAUGUUGGCAGAUUUAUAGUACUGGAAACUGACUUUGGUGUGACAGUGAAAUUUGAUGGCAAUCAUCAUCUGGAAAUCACCCUCCCACGCUCUUAUUUCUCACAGGUGCAUGGCAUGUGUGGCAAUUUCAAUGGUAAUCAUGAAGAUGAUCUGUCCUUGACCAAUGGUACACUUGUCACUGCCCCACAGUUUGGAAAUAGCUGGGAAGUGGAGACAGACAGUGAUAAGGGUUGUUUGCCAGACUUAAGAGAAGAUGAUAAUCCUCCUUGCACUGCUGAGAAUAAACAACCCAUUGAAAGACAGUGCAAUGUUCUAAAAUCAGACAAAUUCAAAGAAUGCCAUAGUCUAGUCAACCCUGAUGACUUCAUAGAGAUCUGCAUCUAUGAUAUGUGCCAGUAUGAUGGUAUGAAGUCUGCUCUCUGUGACAUUGUUCAAGCCUAUGUGGACACCUGCAAGAACCAUGGAAUCACCAUUAAAUGGAGGAAUAGCACAUUCUGUCCACUGCCCUGCCCAUCCCGGAGCCACUACAAAGACUGUGUCUCUCCCUGCCCAUCAACAUGCAGUGACAUUUUUGCCUCUUCCCUUUGUGAGAAGACAGAAGAGUGCACAGAAGGCUGUGAAUGUGAUGAUAAUUAUGUGCUCAGCAAUGGCAACUGUGUGCCUCUCAGCAGCUGUGGCUGCAGGGAUGAUGACAACAAUUACUACAGCGCUGGGGAGACAUGGCUAACUCCACACUGCACCAAAAGAUGCCAGUGCCAGAAGAAUGGUGUCAUCAGUUGCAAGAGCUAUAGUUGUGAUUCUAGAGAAACCUGUGUGAUUAAAAAUGGAAAACACAAGUGCAAUCCAACAGGUUUUGGGAAAUGCCAGGUGAUGGGUGACCCACACUACAUCACCUUUGAUGGGUUGGUGCACCACUUCCAAGGGAAAUACACAUAUAUUCUGGCUCAGACCAUCCCUGACCUGCCUGACACUCUGGCACAGUUCAGCAUUGAAGGCACAAACUAUCCUUUACGUGGAAGUCGACACAUUACUUACCUGAAAGAGAUGCUCAUCAAUGUUUACAACCACACAGUGCGGUUCAGGCAGAACAAGCAGGUUCUGUUGGAUGGUGUGAGGGUGAGGCCCCCUGUUCGACCUCAUGAAGGUAUUCGUAUAUAUCAGAGGACAACAAGAAUUUACCUGGAGACAGAUUUUGGCUUAUACCUGAGCUUUGAUGGCAAUCAAAAUGCAGACAUAAAGCUGGCUACCACCUACAGAAGCAGAGUGGAAGGCUUAUGUGGUGACUUUGAUGGGCGAUACAGAAAUGACUUUAAAAAUCCAAAUGGUGUUUGGGUGCGGAAUGUGAAUGUGUUUGGUGAAAGUUGGAAAGUUCCUCUGAAAAGAAGCUCUCGUCUCAGACGAGAUGUCAUCUCCAAAAAUGAGUCUGAGGAGGAACCAGAUCCAGGGCUUUUCCAAGGUUGCAAUGAAAAUCAGCUGGAGCAGCAAAACACAACAACAGAGUGUCAAAUCCUGACUUACUCGAAUGGUCCUUUUGCCAAGUGUCAUUCUACAGUCGAACCAGGUUUCUAUUUCACGAGCUGCCUGUUCGAUAUGUGUGUGGAAGGAGAUGAGGUCGCUACCUUGUGUCGCAGUCUGGAGGAAUAUGUGCUGGCUUGUCAGCAGCAAGGAGUCAGCAUGGAUGGCUGGAGGCAACAGACAGAGUGUGCUCUGACAUGUCCUGCCAACAGCCAGUACAGCUCAUGCAUGUCUGCAUGCCCAGCAUCCUGCAACGACCUGACCAGCCCCUCUGAGUGUGAAUCACCCUGUGUUGAAGGCUGUGAAUGUCUCCCUGGUUAUGUUCUUAGUGGCUUUGACUGUGUGCCUUACAAACAGUGUGGCUGCACAUAUCUUAACAAAUACUAUGAGAUUGGAGAAAUAUUCACCACUGAUGACUGCUCUCAGAAAUGCUGGUGUACAGAAAGCUCCACUGUUUCCUGCACUGAUCUAGUGUGUGGGUCUGAUGAAAUCUGUGGCGUUUCAAACUACAGUCGUGGAUGCUACAGGAGUGGCCCAUGUAUGCCAAAUCCUUGUAAGAAUGAUGGCAUUUGCUCUGAAACUUCCAACGGCCCCUCCCUCCACUUCUGUGAAUGUUCAGAACUCUACACGGGACCAAACUGUGAGGCUGAAAAAUUAGUUGUAGAGCCUGACACAGGGGAUUCGAACAACACAGUUGCCAUUGUCAUCGGAGUUGUGGCAGGUGUAGUUGUUAUUGUCAUUCUCAUCUCCUCCACAGUGUACCUGUUCAGCAGGAAGAGAAAGUCUGGUUCAGCUACAGUAUCAAGGGAUUCUUCUUUUAAAUGGUCCAGAGAUGAAUCAAAUGCCAGAGUACGUGAGCAAGAUUAUGGCUGCAUCGUGAACAGAGCAUUUGAUCAAAAUGAAUCCCCAAAUACACACCUAUAAUUAACAAUACUAUUCCUAUUCCUAUUCCUAUUCCUAUUCCUAUUCCUAUUCCUAUUCCUAUUAAUUUGUCAUACCUUUUACUUUUGUAUUUCAAUUGUAUUUCUAAUACUUUGAGAAGAUAGAAUAAUAAAUUUAUCAUUGCAUUUGU
Oenanthe melanoleuca is the source of this 19612-nucleotide messenger RNA. Its product is annotated as IgGFc-binding protein-like. The record is from RefSeq and is a predicted model, not a curated record. Gene Ontology annotation, molecular function: protein binding. Bases 61 to 19464 code for a protein of 6467 amino acids. The transcript has 85 exons. Gene Ontology annotation, cellular component: membrane. Lineage: Eukaryota; Metazoa; Chordata; Aves; Passeriformes; Muscicapidae.